AUGAGCUCCGGUGCAAAUCCUUCUCUGCCCACUUCGGUUCCAUCUUUUCGAUUGCCGGAAAAUUUGCUGGAGAAACGGGAUCCGCACAGCGAAAGCACCGGCAGCGUGUCGGUGAACUCGCCCGAGAAAAGAAAAAAAAGGAGAAGAAAGAUGUCCACAUCCAAUGACGCUGGCCCUUCGCAACACAAACAAGGAGAAGCAAAGUGGCCUCCAGAGAAUGAGGCUCACUUCAUAUCGUUGAUGUUAGACCAGGUUAUCCUGGGAAAGUGCAUCGGGCAGAAGUUCAAACAAGCCAACUGGAUGGAGAUCCAAAAAAAACUGAAUGAUAUUUGUGGUCCUGACUAUUAUUACGAGAUAACACAAAUAACGAGUAAGCAUGAUCGAUUGAAGCAGCAGUGGCGUCGGUUUUUCAAACUGCUUAACAAAGAUACGAGAUUCGGUUGGGAUAUAAACAGUGGAAAGAUUACAGGCGGUGACGAAGUUUGGGCUCGGUGGAUCACGGACAAUGACAUGAAGAAAAGGGUGUGCGUGCACUAUCGUGAACUGACCACAAUUUUCAAUGGAACAACUGCAACUGGGCGCGGUGCAAGGGCAUCUACACAAACACCCGAUGGAAAUGGCAGGCGCCGAAGAACAAACUUGGCGACCUGUUCGAAUUAUUUGUUUCCUAAUGAGUCGAAUGAUGAGGAAAUGAAUACCCCGGACAGUGAUCGGACCAUUCGUCGCCGUAGAGGGACGAAUUCCACGUUUGACACAACCAUGAAUUCUAUCACCGAAGCAAGUCGCAUAAUCCAGCAUAAUGCGCGCCCGAAUCCUGAAAAGGAUCAAGAGAGCCUUCAACAAGCUUUGAAAGCACUGGAGUCCUUGCCUAAUGUCCCCAUGGAGGUUCGAAAGUUAGCUUGGAAGAGGUUCCGUGACCCUUGGAGCCUGUACACGUUCCUUGGACUGGAACUCGAAGAAAACCGGCUUGCACUUCUACAAAUGUGGAUGGAUGAUGAUGGCAAAUAG
Striga hermonthica is the source of this 1008-nucleotide messenger RNA. NCBI's taxonomy places the organism in Eukaryota, Viridiplantae, Streptophyta, Magnoliopsida, Lamiales, Orobanchaceae. The record is from the annotation of a GenBank genome assembly.